This is a messenger RNA of Arxiozyma heterogenica, 1737 nucleotides long. It is a transcript of the gene LAG2, whose product is annotated as Lag2p. The record is from RefSeq and is a predicted model, not a curated record. Bases 1 to 1737 code for a protein of 578 amino acids. NCBI's taxonomy places the organism in Eukaryota, Fungi, Ascomycota, Saccharomycetes, Saccharomycetales, Saccharomycetaceae. The transcript has a single exon.
AUGGAGUGUUUUAGCCCCUGUGAUGAUGCCCCUGAAAAAGUCACUCAUAUUAUAAAUGAAUUUCAUUCAUGUAAUGAUGAAGAUAUCAAAUAUAUGAUUCUAAAAAAAUCAAUACACUGGAGUACUGUUGAUGAUUUGACACUUUACCUAAAUGAAAUUAUUAUACCCAUAUUUGAAGGAGGUGAUUCAGACCUUAUAGAUUUACUAUCGUUUCAAAUUUUGCCACAUAUAUUUAAAAAUGAUUUGGAGUUAUUUAUCAAUAUUGUAUUUGAACCUUUAUUAAGAUUGUUUGUGAAUCUAAGUGAUGAAUUUAGAAAAUUAUCAAUUUUACAAUGUUUAAAAAAAGUGCUAGAUAUAUGCAUGAAGAAACAUAAAAAUCUAGCUCUUCAAAUCAAAGUUAACAAAAAUUAUGUAAUGCUUUAUGAACAAAUUCUAAAAGUGGAUGAUUUCCAUAUAAACCAUAGAAUAAUGUACAGAGAUAUUCUAAGGCUAUUAAUACAUAUUAUUUAUAAAACUGAAGUUCCAGUUGACUUAAUGAUAAAUAUCUUAAAGGAUACAUCAGGAGAAAGUAAAUUCGAUACUACUACAUAUAAAUUACUAAACGAUUCUUUUGAAUUUGUUAAUUACGGAAAUAUUCUUUCUAUAUCUGAACUAAUCACACUUCCUCAAUUAUCGGUAUUGUCAGAAAAGUGGUAUAAAUUUAAUAAUAUACCUACAAUAUACGAAAAAUUUAUGACAAAUAAUGUUGAAAAAUUUACAAAGAGACCAGAUGAAUUAUACAAUUUUUUAACUAUUAUCUCUAAUAUGAAACCAUUUUUCAUGUUUGAGUCAUAUAAAUCAGGCAAACAUCUAGUUAAUUGGGAGCAUGUUCAAAAGUUAAUAGACUAUCUAGGUAAAAUAAAAAAUCAACUUUUAUAUAUUAUCGAAAAGAGAUCAGGUUAUCCUAUUAACGAUGAGACUAGAUCGAAUGAGAAUCGUAAGGAGUUAUACGAUGUAGAUAUUGCUCAGGAGAAUUAUUUAAACGAAUUACAGUUUAGCAUUAACGAUUUUGAAGAAGAAGAAAAUCCAUUCAAUAUCGAGGACGAUCAUAAUAAUAUUAGAGUCAGUGCUGAAGAGAAUAACGAUUGUUAUCUGUCAAAAAAUGUAUCCAAAAUUGAUGAUAUUCUUCAAGAUCUUAAUAUUUUUGAUCAUUCUGUAACAGGAGAUACAAUUUUGGAAAAUAGUAUGUGGGCUGAAAUAAAACAUUUUAUACACAUGUUACAUACAACCACUGAUUUUAACAAAUUAAAUAAUUGUAUUACUCAAAUAGAAAAAAUCAUCAAAGACCCAUUAUAUAGUACGGUUGGUUCAAAUAUACAUAUUGAGCUAUACAAGGCGUUACUGAAAAGACUAGAAAGAAACAAAGAAUUUAUUAAAGUAAUUAAAGUUGGUAAUAUGAAACAAUCCAUUGAUGAAGGCGAGGAUAUCAGAAUAUCUAUCUAUAAUAUUCUUCUUGAAACGAGCGACAAGUUCCUAUCUUACACUAUAGCAUGUAUGAUAUUAGACACGAUUAUCACAUUUGGUGUUAAGGAACAAAAUAACAGUAUAAUGGUACAAAUUUCGACCUUAUACAAAGCUAUUUUAAAAAAAUAUGAACACAACUUUGAAGGCCUGGAUCCAGAGUGGUUCAAAAAUGAAAUAGUUCCUGGAAUAACAAAUCCUGGUUCAAAAAUAUAUGAUUUAAUAUGGAAUAAUUAA